Molecule: messenger RNA, 2145 nt
Organism: Rhododendron vialii
Lineage: Eukaryota; Viridiplantae; Streptophyta; Magnoliopsida; Ericales; Ericaceae
Exons: 8
Coding region: 402-1835 (477 amino acids)
Molecular function (GO): protein binding
Source: RefSeq, a predicted model, not a curated record
UACAAGAGCCCUACUCUGUAAAAAAUUCGUCAAUCUGCAAUUUGAAAUCCGCAGACUUCUCCUUCGUUCCUUUUACAGCAGCACAUGCAAAACAUUCAUCUCUCAGAGAUGUCACUGAGAGAGCAGAUUGAAAGCGGAGAGAGAGAUUUUCGCGUGAAAGAGCUACAAAAUUGAAGCUUUUUUUGAAUAUCUUGCGAAUUUCGGGAAGGGGCUUAAACACAACCCCCCCUCCCUUUUUUGCGUGUUCGGAGAUUUAGGGUUUAUGCGGCAACAAAUUGAAGCCAAGAUCGUGUUUUUCUGGAGUUGUAUUCCGUGCGAAUCGACGCUGAUACACACGUUUAUGCAGAUACGGUGAGUGUAUUGGGGGGUUUAAGUCUUUCGGUGAAAUAUUGAGGUGUGAAAUGGAGGGUCGGAGAAUUAGCGCGAGUCCUCGGCCGUGCUGCGGCCGCCGGGUGGUGGCGAAGAAACGGCCUCGUAGCGGCGGCGUAGACGGGUUCGUAAACAGCGUCAGGAAGCUCCAGCGGAGGGAGAUUUGCUCGAAGCGCGACCGGGCAUUCAGUAUGAGCGACGCCCAAGAGAGGUUUCGGAACAUUCGAUUGCAGGUGGAAUAUGAUACCCAUGAUCCAAAAGGGCAUUGCAGCAUGGUAUUGUCCUUUCUCAAAAAGAGGUCAAAAAUUAUUGAAAUAGUCGCUGCCCAUGACAUUGUCUUUGCUCUUGCGCAGUCCGGUGUUUGCGCAGCAUUUAGUCGAGAGACUAACCAGAGGAUAUGCUUUUUGAAUGUCAGUCCCGAUGAAGUUAUUAGAAGCUUGUUUUACAAUAAAAACAAUGAUUCUCUUAUCACAGUCUCUGUUUAUGCUUCAGACAACUUUAGUUCUUUGAAAUGCAGAACCACGAGAAUUGAGUACAUAAAGAGGGGUAAGCCAGAUGCAGGUUUUCCUCUUUUUGAGUCUGAGUCACUGAAAUGGCCUGGUUUUGUGGAGUUUGAUGACGUAAAUGGGAAAGUACUCACUCAUUCUGCUCAAGAUAGUAUAUACAAGGUGUUUGAUUUGAAAAACUAUACGAUGCUGUACUCCAUAUCAGACAAGAAUGUUCAAGAGAUCAAGAUCAGUCCUGGCAUCAUGCUGUUGAUCUUUACCAAAGCUUGUGGUCACGUUCCUCUUAAAAUUCUCUCAAUUGAGGAUGGUACAGUGCUCAAAACUUUCAAUCAUCUCCUUCAUCGGAAUAAGAAGGUGGAUUUCAUUGAACAAUUCAAUGAGAAGCUUCUCGUCAAGCAAGAAAAUGAGAAUCUGCAGAUUCUUGAUGUCCGCAAUUCUGAGCUAACAGAAGUUAGUAGAACUGAGUUUAUGACUCCAUCAGCAUUUAUAUUUCUGUAUGAGAACCAGUUGUUCCUAACGUUUAGGAACAGAACAGUGGCUGUUUGGAACUUUCGUGGGGAGCUGGUAACUUCUUUUGAGGAUCACCUCUUGUGGCAUCCCGACUGCAACACAAACAACAUAUAUAUAACAAGUGAUCAAGAUCUUAUUAUAUCUUACUGCAAAGCCGAUUCAGAUGAUUCAUUGUCAGAAGGAAACGGGUCUAUCAAUAUCAGCAAUAUAUUAACCGGAAAAUGCCUUGCUAAAAUACGAGCAAGCAGUAGCUUACCCAUAGACAAAUGCUGUUGUAGUGGCUGUUUUAGUGGCAGAAGUUGCAGCUCAAAGAAGCGGAUCCGAGCUUCUAGGCUUAGGAGCACAGUUGCGGAAGCCCUUGAAGACAUCACAGCUCUCUUCUACGAUGAAGAACGUAACGAGAUCUAUACUGGUAAUAGGCAUGGCCUGGUCCAUGUAUGGUCUAACUAAAGGUUGUGAGAUUGGUCUUCCAAAUGCUUGAUUCCACUCCGCUUCCUGCUGCAAGAGCUACCCGGAAAUUGUACUAUAGAAUGUUCUUCUUCAGUAGUGUAUCUGUUUCUUGUUGCUUUGCAUUCAUUCCUUUUCUUUCUUUUAUUCUUUUUCUCCAGUUUGGGAUUAUCUGGGUUUCGCGCCCUCCUAUGAUUGAGAAAUGUUUUAAUGUUCUGUUGUAGUGUGCUUUACAGCUCGGGGUUGUAAAACUCAGGGCUGUAGGCUGAAUUUGGAGUAAGGAAUGGCUGCUUUCGAGCAUUUUAGAUUUAAA